Prorocentrum cordatum is the source of this 548-nucleotide messenger RNA. NCBI's taxonomy places the organism in Eukaryota, Dinophyceae, Prorocentrales, Prorocentraceae. The record is from the annotation of a GenBank genome assembly.
GCGACGCAGCAGCCAGACAUCGUCGCGCUCAAAGCUCCGCAGUCCUCGAAGCUCGCGCUGUGGGAUUGGACCGCCUGCCGGCGCAUAGGGAGCACUUCUGGGACGUCUCCCUGCGGAGCGUGGACGGCCAGGUCUUCAAGGCGCACCGGCUGGUCCUCUCCAUGGCGUCGGACCCGCUCUUCGCCAUGCUGAGCGGCAGCUUCGCCGAGGGGCAUGCACAGGAGAUCCCGUUCGAGUCCUCGUCGGAGGCCCUCAGCGCCUUCCUUGAUUUCAUGUACAGCGGCGAGGCCAGGAUGAAGAAAACCGUGCUGCCGGACACCGAGCUCCUCAGACUGGUGCACCAGUGGGAGGUGCAGUCCCUCCAGACGUCGCUGACGGAGCUGCUCGUGGAGCACAUGACGCCCGAGCUGUGCUCGCAGCUGAUCGUGGACUGCGAGGCUCUGCUUGUGGACAACCUGAACGAGGUGCUGGAGAGAUAUGUGCUGGAGACAACUUCACGGCGUGCGUGCGGACGGAGCAAUACGGCACAUGGCCGCUGCACCGCAUGA